UCAUGUUUACAGUUAUUUUAAAUAUUAUAAAAGAUAAUAGAAGAUGCAACAUAAAUUUAUGGAUGUAGCACUCUCACAAUUUCCUUAUUCCUCCCCGUCGGAAAGGCGUAGGGCUUAAACUCACAAGUAAACGACAAUAUGGGUACAAUACAAGGCCACGUGUUGGCCCUGCCUUACCCCGGCCGCGGCCACAUCAACCCCAUGCUUCACCUCUGCUCCGCCAUCGCGCAAAAGAGCACCGACAUCCUCAUAACCGUCUUCUUGACGGAGGAGUGGAUCAGAUUCAUCGGCUCUGUCAGCAAGCCGCCGAACCUACACUUCGCUGCUAUCCCCAACGUCUUGCCGUCCGAGCUGGUUCGAGGCGCCGAUCCCCGCGGCUUCUGGACGGCUGUUUCGACCAAAAUGGAAGAGCCGGUCGACAACCUUUUAGAUCAGCUCCGGCUUCGCCUGGCUAUCGUUAUAGCUGAUGCGUUCUUGAUUUGGGCAGCUGACAUGGCAGCGCGGAGGAACAUUCCUUUAGCUUCGUUUUGGCCGAUGUCGGCAUCGGUGUUUACAGUGUUUUACCAUUUUGACCUUCUUGUGCAGAACGGACACUUCCCCAUCCACAUAUCAGUGAAUGGAGAUGAAAUCGUGGAUUACAUCCCACGGGCUCCCUCCACUCCUCGUUCGAGAUCUUCCCAAAGUCAUGAGAAAGCAAGAAGAUGCCCCACGCUUCCUUAGGCUCGUCCCUAGGGCUAAAUUCCUCAUCUUCUCUUCCAUUCAUCAGCUUGAACCCCAAGUCAUUGAUGCCCUCAAGCAACAAUCACCGUAUUCAAUCUACAACAUUGGCCCUGCUGCUUCAUAUCACAGACUCAACUACAUCUGCUCCAAUUCACUCACCAUCCCUCAUCAAGAAAACAUCGAUUACAUGCAAUGGCUGGGCUGCCAGCCUCCUGGCUCGGUAUUAUACGUUUCGUUUGGCAGUUUUCUGUCAGUUUCAGCUGCCCAAAUGGACGAGAUUGCUGCUGGGCUACGUGAGAGCAGAUGCCGGUUCCUUUGGGUGACACGAUUUGACAAAACGCGGUUGGAGGAGAUUUGUGGUAAGAAGGGGUUGGUGGUGGAGUGGUGUGAUCAGUUGUCUGUGCUUUGCCAUCCCUCUGUAGGAGGGUUCUGGACGCACUGUGGGUGGAAUUCAAUGAAGGAGGCCGUGUUGGUCGGCAUGCCGUUGCUGACUUUCCCAAUAGUUAUGGACCAAGCGCCUAAUGCUAAGGUAAUAGUUGAAGAUUGGAGAGUGGGAUGGAGGGUAAAGAGGGAGUAUGACGAAGAUGAUUUGGCAAGUAGCAGUGAGAUAGUGGAGAUUGUACGGAGGUUUAUGGACUUGGAGAGUCCGGAGAGGAAAGAGCUCACUAGAAAUGCCAGACAGUUGCAGGAGGUUUGUAAAAGAGAGUUGGCAGGUGGGUCAUUCGAAAAGGAGGUGGAUGGUUUUGCUACAUCAAUCCUAGAAAAUAGUCUCUGAAUUGCAGCUGUCUUGUAUCUAAGUAGCUCCAACUGGUGUUGUCCGUGCGUAGCUGUAACAUGAUUAAACUUCAAUCCUUGUGACUGGAGGAUGCCAUAUCCUUGUUUGUAACUUCAGUGCAAUUGAGACACAAAGGCAACAAUGCAAGUGCGUUCAUGUGGAAAAAUAAAAGCAAAUUUCCUAGGAAAUCGGAUACGCAUAAAACAGAGAGCAAUCAAUUCUUGAGACAUCAAUUGCAGAGUGUCCUCAAAACACAUCAACAAAACUCAAAAGCCUUCCAUUGGAGAGUGCUUUGUCCUUCUUCAGGAUACCACAUUUCUACCAAUUCAACAACACUUUGAUCAUUCAGAACACUAACUCAUAUCAUCCAAGAUGCUCCAAAAAAGAAG
Molecule: messenger RNA, 1884 nt
Organism: Sesamum indicum (sesame)
Lineage: Eukaryota; Viridiplantae; Streptophyta; Magnoliopsida; Lamiales; Pedaliaceae
Source: RefSeq, a predicted model, not a curated record